GAGGCGAUCUAUAAACUUCCAGCUGCCAACGAAAUGUUGGCCAGUAAACGGCCGUGGAAGACGAAUCCCAACUAUUUCACCCAUACCAAGAUUCUGGCUCUAGCACUCAUGAAAAUGACGAUCCAUGCCCAGCGUGGAGGCUCCAUAGAAGUUAUGGGUAUGCUUACUGGUAAAAUCACGCACAAAACAAUUAUAGUAAUGGAUGUAUAUCCACUUCCAGUAGAAGGAACAGAGACGAGAGUCAAUGCACAAGCUGAGGGGUACGAAUAUAUGGUUCAGUACUUGGAAGCCAAUAAGAAGAUAGGCAGACACGAGAAUAUCGUAGGCUGGUAUCAUUCUCAUCCUGGGUAUGGGUGUUGGUUAUCUGGAAUUGAUGUGAGUACUCAGGAGUUGAACCAGAACUUCCAAGAUCCGUAUUUGGCACUUGUCAUUGAUCCCAUCAAGACGUUGAAGCAGAACAAGGUUGAGAUCGGUGCCUUCAGAACUUACUCUGAGGAGUACAAGAAGAAAGAGCGAGGAGGUAGUAAUGAUUCUAGAAGUGUGCCCAAGUCGAAGAGAAAAGAUUUUGGAGUCCAUUCCGAACGGUACUAUUCGCUAGACAUAGACAUCUUCAACAGUGAACUCGACAGCAAGAUCAUUCUGAUGCUCUUGAAU
Molecule: messenger RNA, 654 nt
Organism: Scheffersomyces stipitis CBS 6054
Lineage: Eukaryota; Fungi; Ascomycota; Pichiomycetes; Serinales; Debaryomycetaceae
Gene: JAB1
Product: putative COP9 signalosome subunit 5A / CSN subunit 5A (CSN5A) / c-JUN coactivator protein AJH2 (AJH2)
Exons: 2
Biological process (GO): protein deneddylation
Cellular component (GO): cytoplasm; COP9 signalosome
Molecular function (GO): protein binding; deNEDDylase activity; metallopeptidase activity
Source: RefSeq, a predicted model, not a curated record